This is a messenger RNA of Populus euphratica (Euphrates poplar), 3418 nucleotides long. Its product is annotated as LRR receptor-like serine/threonine-protein kinase ERL1. The record is from RefSeq and is a predicted model, not a curated record. Bases 288 to 3242 code for a protein of 984 amino acids. The transcript has 27 exons. NCBI's taxonomy places the organism in Eukaryota, Viridiplantae, Streptophyta, Magnoliopsida, Malpighiales, Salicaceae. Gene Ontology annotation, biological process: protein phosphorylation; embryo sac development; plant ovule development. Gene Ontology annotation, molecular function: protein kinase activity; ATP binding; receptor serine/threonine kinase binding.
AGUCAGCCACAAACGUCUCUUCACCGCCGUUUAUUACAUUGCUCCUCUCCUUCUCUCUCCACUGCUCUAUGUUUCUGUCCUUUCAUUCUCUCUCUCACCUCAUAAAUAAAUUCUGUGCCAUGUUAUAACUCUCUACCUUACAGUUCACGCCAAACGAAUGCUCAUCGUUCUCUCUCUACGAAUGACAGCAGAUAACCUCAAGACCCCAUUAGUUUCCGUUUCUUCUUCCUGUUCUUCGUCUUAGACUUGCACUCGUGUCUUGUUUUCCUGUUCGUGUAUGAAAAAAAAUGAAGCUACUAGUGGUUUUCAAGCACUGUUUAGCAAUGGCGGUGCUGCUUCUGCUUCUCAUGUCUCCUCUUGUUUUCCCACUCAACGACGAGGGGAAGGCAUUGAUGUCUAUUAAGGAAUCAUUUAGCAAUGUGGCGAAUGUGCUUCUUGACUGGGAUGAUGUGCACAAUGAAGAUUUUUGUUCUUGGCGUGGUGUGUUUUGUGACAAUGUCAGUUUCUCCGUUGUUUCUCUUAACCUGUCCAAUUUGAACCUUGGUGGUGAAAUUUCUCCUGCCAUUGGAGAUUUGAGAAACUUGCAAUCCAUAGACUUUCAAGGGAAUAAGUUGACUGGUCAAAUCCCAGAAGAGAUCGGCAAUUGUGCUUCAUUAUUCAAUCUGGAUCUUUCUGAUAACUUGCUUUAUGGUGACAUUCCCUUUUCUAUUUCCAAGUUGAAGCAACUUGAUACCCUAAAUUUGAAGAACAACCAGCUUACUGGUCCUAUUCCUUCAACUUUAACCCAAAUUCCAAAUCUGAAGACACUUGACCUUGCUAAAAACCAGCUGACCGGUGAAAUACCAAGACUGAUCUACUGGAAUGAAAUCUUACAGUACCUUGGAUUACGUGGCAAUUUGUUGACUGGAACACUGUCAGAAGAUAUGUGUCAGUUGACUGGCUUGUGGUAUUUUGAUGUGAGAGGAAAUAACCUAUCUGGCACAAUUCCUAGUAGUAUCGGCAACUGUACCAGCUUUGAGAUACUGGAUAUAUCAUACAAUCAGAUUAGUGGGGAGAUACCAUACAACAUUGGCUUCUUGCAAGUUGCUACUCUGUCCCUUCAAGGUAAUAGUCUCACCGGGAGGAUUCCAGAAGUGAUUGGUUUAAUGCAGGCCUUGGCUGUUCUGGAUUUGAGUGACAAUGAGCUAGUUGGACCAAUUCCCCCUAUACUUGGCAAUUUGUCGUACACUGGGAAACUGUAUCUUCAUGGAAACAAGCUUACAGGACCAAUUCCACCCGAGCUUGGAAACAUGUCAAAGCUAAGCUACUUGCAAUUGAAUGACAACCAGCUGGUUGGAAGAAUUCCUCCUGAACUUGGGAUGCUCGAACAGUUGUUUGAAUUGAAUCUUGCUAACAACCAUCUUGAAGGCCCCAUUCCGAACAAUAUCAGUUCUUGCAGGGCUUUGAACCAAUUAAAUGUAUAUGGUAAUCACUUGAGUGGAAUCAUAGCUUCAGGUUUCAAGGGUCUUGAAAGUCUGACUUACCUAAAUCUUUCUUCAAACGAUUUCAAAGGCAGUAUUCCUAUCGAGCUGGGACACAUUAUCAAUUUGGAUACAUUGGAUCUCUCCAGCAAUAACUUUUCGGGGCCCAUUCCAGCUUCUAUUGGUGAUCUGGAGCACCUUCUCAUGUUGAAUUUGAGCAGGAAUCAUCUUCAUGGAAGGUUGCCAGCUGAAUUUGGGAAUCUAAGAAGCAUACAAGCUAUAGACCUGUCUUUCAACAAUGUGACUGGUAGCAUUCCAGUGGAAUUGGGGCAGUUGCAAAACAUUGUUACUCUGAUCCUGAACAACAAUGACUUGCAAGGAGAAAUCCCUGAUCAGCUUACCAAUUGUUUCAGCCUUGCCAAUUUGAAUUUCUCAUACAACAAUUUGUCAGGAAUUGUGCCACCUAUUAGAAACCUGACAAGGUUUCCACCAGACAGUUUUAUUGGAAAUCCUUUGUUGUGUGGCAACUGGUUGGGAUCAGUAUGUGGCCCUUAUGUUCUGAAGUCUAAAGUGAUCUUCUCUAGAGCUGCAGUUGUCUGUAUCACGUUGGGAUUCGUAACAUUAGUGUCCAUGAUUGUUGUUGUGAUUUACAAAUCCAAUCAACGGAAACAAUUGACAAUGGGAUCUGACAAAACCCUACAAGGUCCUCCCAAGCUUGUAGUCCUUCACAUGGGCAUGGCUAUUCACACCUUCGAUGACAUAAUGAGGAACACUGAGAAUUUAAGUGAGAAGUAUAUUAUAGGUUAUGGUGCUUCUAGCACAGUAUACAAGUGUGUGUUGAAAAAUUCCCGACCACUUGCAAUUAAGCGACUGUACAAUCAGUACCCAUACAACUUGCAUGAGUUUGAAACUGAACUUGAGACCAUUGGAAGCAUCAGACACCGGAAUAUAGUCAGCUUACAUGGUUAUGCACUAUCUCCUCGUGGGAACCUUCUCUUCUAUGACUAUAUGAAGAAUGGUUCUCUGUGGGAUCUUCUUCAUGGAUCAUCCAAAAAGGUUAAGCUUGACUGGGAAACACGAUUGAAAGUAGCAGUUGGUGCUGCUCAAGGACUUGCUUAUCUUCACCAUGAUUGCAACCCUCGGAUUAUCCACAGGGAUGUGAAGUCCUCAAAUAUAUUGCUGGAUGAGGAUUUUGAAGCUCACUUGUCUGAUUUUGGAAUAGCUAAAUGUAUCCCAACUACGAAAACUCAUGCCUCAACUUUUGUCCUGGGGACCAUUGGCUACAUUGAUCCAGAGUAUGCCCGGACAUCACGGCUAACUGAAAAAUCAGAUGUUUAUAGUUUUGGCAUUGUUCUCUUGGAGCUUCUAACUGGGAAAAAGGCUGUGGAUAAUGAGUCUAAUUUGCAGCAACUGAUUUUAUCCAGGGCUGAUGACAACACUGUAAUGGAGGCUGUUGACCCAGAGGUUUCCGUUACAUGCAUGGAUUUGACUCAUGUAAAGAAGAGUUUCCAACUUGCAUUACUGUGCACCAAGCGCCAUCCUUCAGAGAGACCAACCAUGCAGGAUGUGUCCAGGGUCUUGGUUUCAUUUCUUCCAGCUCUUCCUACAAAAGCUUCUCUUCUUCCAAAGCCUAUUGACUAUGCUAAAUUUGUCAUCGACAAAGGACAGCAGCAGCAGCAGCCAUCAAUAGUUAACCAGCAGCAGCCUUCGCAGGAAAACAACUCUUCUGAUGCACAGUGGUUCGUGAGGUUCAAAGAAGUAGUAUCAAAGAACACUCUUUAAUUUUGCCUUGCACCCCAGAAAAAUUCAGUGAUAGAAAAUCCCAAAUUUUUGCUCCAAAUGGGUUGUUUGAAGCACAUCUGGUAAUAUGUUUCAUCAUGUAUUUGCACAUAUUAAGCUCAACUGCUUUUACAGAACACGGGGGUUAAAUCCCUCUCGGAUAGUUGCUUUUGUCAAAC